GUGGAAUCGGCAGCUCAGGAUAGGAAUUUGACUUGCCCAAGGUCACACAGCAAGCAAGGAGCAGAGAAGGACUUUGGGCUUUGAUUUAGUGCCAUGCAUCCUUUGCAGUGUGUCCUGCAAACACAGAGGUGGGGGCCCUUGGCUUCUGUGUCCUGGCUGCUGCUCAGGACCUGCAGGGCACAUAGUAGUGUCCCCAGCACUGCAUGUCCCAGUUCAGAGAGGCAGCAGGAAGAUGGAGUUCGGAAGGAUUUCAGCUCUAGGCUGGCCAGUGGGCCGACUUUUCAGCAUUUUUUAAGAAGUGCUUCAGCUCCUCAAGAGAAACCAGACAUGGAGGACCCACCCCCCUAUCUUACAGUGGAUGAACUUUUAGGGAGGCAAAGAAAAGUCUAUCUGGAGACCUACGGCUGCCAGAUGAAUGUGAAUGACACAGAGAUAGCCUGGUCUGUCUUACAGAAGAGUGGCUACUUGCGGACCAGGAACCUCCAAGAGGCUGAUGUGAUCCUCCUUGUCACAUGUUCUAUCAGGGAGAAGGCUGAGCAGACCAUCUGGAAUCGUUUACAUCAGCUUAAAGCCCUGAAGACGAAACGGCUCCGCUCCCAAGUACCUCUGAGGAUUGGGAUUCUAGGCUGCAUGGCUGAGAGAUUAAAGGAGGAGAUUCUCAACAGGGAGAAAAUGGUGGAUAUUUUGGCCGGUCCAGAUGCCUAUCGGGACCUUCCUCGACUGCUGGCUGUUGCUGAGUCAGGCCAACAAGCUGCCAAUGUGCUGCUCUCUCUGGAUGAGACCUAUGCCGACGUCAUGCCAGUCCAGACAAGCCCCAGUGCUACUUCUGCCUUUGUGUCUAUCAUGCGAGGCUGUGACAACAUGUGCAGCUACUGCAUUGUUCCUUUCACACGUGGCCGGGAGAGGAGUCGCCCUGUUGCUUCCAUUCUAGAGGAAGUGAGGAAGCUUUCAGAGCAGGGGCUGAAAGAAGUGACACUUCUUGGUCAGAAUGUUAAUAGUUUUCGGGACAGUUCGGAAGUCCAGUUCAACAAUGCAGUGUCUACUAACCUGAGCCGUGGCUUUUCUACCAACUAUAAACCCAAGCAAGGGGGCCUUCGUUUUGCUCACCUUCUGGAUCAGGUCUCCAGAGUAGAUCCUGAAAUGAGGAUCCGUUUCACCUCUCCCCACCCCAAAGACUUUCCUGAUGAGGUUCUACAGCUGAUUCAUGAGAGAGACAACAUCUGUAAGCAGAUCCACCUACCAGCCCAGAGUGGAAGCAGCCGUGUAUUGGAGGCUAUGCGGAGGGGAUAUUCAAGAGAAGCUUAUGUGGAGUUAAUUCAUCAUAUCAGAGAAUCUAUCCCAGGAGUGAGCCUCAGCAGUGAUUUCAUUGCUGGCUUUUGUGGUGAGACGGAGGAAGAUCACCUCCAGACAGUGUCUUUGCUUCGGGAAGUUCAGUACAACAUGGGCUUUCUUUUUGCUUACAGUAUGAGACGGAAGACCCGGGCAUAUCACAGGCUGAAAGAUGAUGUCCCAGAAGAGGUAAAAUUAAGGCGUUUGGAGGAACUUAUUACUGUCUUUCGAGAAGAAGCAACAAAAGCCAACAUGGCCUCUGUGGGUUGUACCCAGCUAGUGCUGGUGGAGGGGCACAGUAAACGCUCUGCUACUGAUCUGUGUGGCCGGAAUGAUGGAAACCUUAAAGUGAUCUUCCCUGAUGUAGAAAUGGAGGACGUUAAUAACUCUGAGGUCAAGGUCAGAGCUCAGCCUGGGGACUAUGUGCUGGUGAAGAUCACAUCUACCAGCUCUCAGACACUUAAAGGACAUGUUCUCUGCAGGACAACCCUGAAGGACUCCUCAGUAUAUUGCUGACCUGGGUAGAUGGCCUUAGAGUUGACAUGGGCUGUCCUUGCCGAGAGGAAGGGAGCUAUGACUGGUCACUAAUGAAAGAGAUAACGAAGCUCUGGAGACAAACUGCAAGUGUUGAAGCAGCUUUAUGUCAAAUGGAAAAUGUAUCUCUUUCCUGCUAUGUGAACAGCUUUUAUAGUCAUUAAAUUUACCGAAAGUAAAGC
This is a messenger RNA of Neomonachus schauinslandi (Hawaiian monk seal), 2045 nucleotides long. RefSeq names its product CDK5 regulatory subunit associated protein 1 (gene CDK5RAP1). Lineage: Eukaryota; Metazoa; Chordata; Mammalia; Carnivora; Phocidae. The transcript has 14 exons. Gene Ontology annotation, biological process: tRNA modification; negative regulation of cyclin-dependent protein serine/threonine kinase activity. The coding region runs from base 94 to 1845 and encodes 583 amino acids. The record is from RefSeq and is a predicted model, not a curated record. Gene Ontology annotation, molecular function: tRNA-2-methylthio-N(6)-dimethylallyladenosine(37) synthase activity; 4 iron, 4 sulfur cluster binding. Gene Ontology annotation, cellular component: mitochondrion; cytosol.